Molecule: messenger RNA, 477 nt
Organism: Protopolystoma xenopodis
Lineage: Eukaryota; Metazoa; Platyhelminthes; Monogenea; Polystomatidea; Polystomatidae
Source: the annotation of a GenBank genome assembly
CGAAAACCUCUUGGCCUUCUACACCAUGACUUCUUAAUUGAAAGCCUAAUAGGCGACUUUAGAGUUGCAUGCCCAUAUAGGGCUCUCGGCUGCGACUUCAUCGGUCCUCUAAAUAUCCUUUGUGGUCACAAAAAGGCCUGUGUCUUCGAUCCCAAAGAUCUACCCCCUGCAAUCCAAAAACAUGCAAUGGAACUUCUCACAAAUGCUUCUGCAAGGGUCUUGCAAGAGAUUUCUUCGGCAGGGUCUUCCGAGACACCAAUCAAGAAUUCUUUUGAACACAAUUCUAUAACGAAUGAUUUUGAUGAAGACGAUGAUUUACCAGCUAUUAAACCUCCUAGUCUUUUGCUAAGACUUUAUCAGCAAUCUGAUCCUCAACGUCGGGAUCUUCUUUGUUCCUUUUUGGAGAAGCCUCUGGUUUUACCUUUGAAAGGCAAACAGGCUAAAAGAGGCAAGAGCAAAUAUAGCGGUUUCAUUUAG